UGUUUACAUCUUAAAUUAAAUCAGUAACAAUCACUGAUCUGAAAGGAAACAAGAAAAAUGGAUUGUGUUGAAUAGAAAUAGGAGCAAGCUGAUGGAAAUGAAAGAAGUGUUCAGUAUUAAGACAUUAAAUAAUCUAAAAUUACUCAAGACAAUCUGCACACUACAUGCAAUCUAGCUCAAUAUGACAAAUUAUGAUGGACAAAUAUCUUCUUACAAAACUGUUUCCAUUCUUGGACAAUGUUUUGAUUCAAAAGCCAUAGUUUAUCUUGCAAAUCAUUUGCCUUCCGCUUCAUUGGUCGCUAUAAAGAAAUUCGACAUGGAUAAAGUCAGGGGGGAGGUUAAACUAGUAGAAAGAGAAAUCAUCCUUACCAGACAACUGAACCAUCCCAAUAUAAUUUCUUACCACACUGCAUUUGUUGCUAGCUCAGAGGUAUGUGUUGUUAGUCCUUUGAUGGCUUAUGGAUCUUGCAGAGAUUUAUUGUGCAGACAUUUUAAUGAAGGAUUAAUAGAGCCUUCCAUAAUCAUGAUAAUACAAGAUGUCUUGCAGGCUUUGGUUUACAUACACAAAAAGGGUUACAUUCAUAGGGCUAUAAGAGCUAGUCAUAUUCUGAUAUCUGCUACAGGUCAGGCCUGUGUAACUGGGUUGAGGUAUGCCUGCCCAAUAAUUAUUAAUGGCAAGUGGCAGAGGAGCAUUCAUUCUUUCCCUGCAACCACAGAAAAAAAUCUCAAUUGGUUAAGCCCAGAAAUAUUAGAACAAAAUCUUUUAGGUUAUAAUGAGAAAUCAGACAUCUACAGUGUUGGAAUGGUGAUAUGUGAGUUAGCAAAUGGUUCAGAACCAUUUGCUGGUAUGUCAAAAACAUUGAUGCUGACUGAAAAAGUAAGGGGCAUAACCCCACAGUUACUUGACAGAACUACAGUAUCUAAGGAUGAAAAUUUAGAUUGUGGAGGAGACUGUGAGCUGAGUCCUAGUAUUUUGAACCGUCGAUUCAGUGAUGAUCUGCAUGAAUUAGCAGGGCUCUGCUUUACAAGAGAGCCUUAUGACAGGCCUACUGCUGCACAAUUAUUAACACAUCCAAUUUUCAAAACUAUUAGGAAAUCUCUACCUUUACCAGAGUUAUUGAAGCCUGCCUUGCCUCUCAGUGAUAGAGUAGGGUAUGAUACAGAAGAAAUGGAAGUUUUUGAUUCUAUCAGUAGAUUGUCAAAUUUGAAUUUGUAUUCCUGUGAAUGGGAUUUUUGAAAAUUGUGCUCAUGUUAUAGUAGAUUCUUUGAUUCUUAUACAUAAAAGACUGGAAACUAUUGAGACAUACAAUAAGGAAUGCAUUUUUGUGUAAAUAUGAGAUUUUUUAGAAAAUUCAAAUGAAAAAACUAUGUACCUAUAUGAUGAUCUAUUUAUUUUGUAUGUAAUCAUGAACCUAUAAUAGAUUCAGUUUGUUAUAAAUUUGUUUUUAAUUGAA
Molecule: messenger RNA, 1454 nt
Organism: Phaedon cochleariae (mustard beetle)
Lineage: Eukaryota; Metazoa; Arthropoda; Insecta; Coleoptera; Chrysomelidae
Source: the annotation of a GenBank genome assembly